GCCGGCCACUCUACCCCUUCGAAACCGCACGCCAAACACCGGGCCACUUCCGCCUCUCCGCAAGUCCGAAUCCAGCUCGUCUCCUUUCGUCUACCGCCGGCCGCCUCGUUCGACUCCUCCAUCGAUCAUCCUGCAAGAAAAUUUUGUCGAGGCGCUUAAUCCCAUGACACAAGGGCCAGGUUUAAAUGAACUUCAAAUUUCUGAAAAUUUCUACAACUUCCUGUGAAUUGAAAUGGCUAAGAUGCAAGGUACUUACGUAUGUCCAUGAGAAAUUUCAGUUGGAAGCUGUUGGGAAUCUAUAAAACUUUACACAAAUUUAUCAUCUCGCAUGCUAUAUUUGAAUAGAAAACUUAAAAGUAUGGGUGCGUUCUUUGCCCUAAGCUUUUUACUCGGCUUUUGCAUGCACGCUUCUCAAAUAGUUAAAUGGUGUAUUUUUUGCAAAAGAAAAUAUAGAAGUUCGUCAUAUUACAUUUCUAAACUAGUUUUUCCACUUUGCAGUAGUUUAAUUACACUGUUUACACCAUUAAUAGCUAUCAAAAAAUAAUAUUUCAUCUUUCAUCUUCAGCCGGAAAAGAAUGCUGCCGUGUCUGAAAAACAAUUGGCUGGUUACUGCAUUGUAUAUUUAGUGUUAUGCCCAGGUUAUUCAUCAUUAUCCACAAGUAUGUUUUAUCUUUGCAAAUAUUCUCCUUUUCUCAUGGCUGCAUUGGACUCCAAUACAAGAGUCAGAGGGGUGAAGCAAAGAAAUCGUAGUAAAUGAUCUCUACUGGCCUCUGUAGCCAAAGGAUUCAGCAAAUCUGAGCAGACCUCACGAGUCAGGAGCUUUCCAAGAAAGCUUCAGUAUUUGGUGCAUGACAAGGUGGACAUGCAUGGAUCCUCAUGGCCAAUUUGUUCUUUGGAAAUGGAAUCCCUUCCUCUCAUCUCUCCCCACUUUUGCUUCAAUGAUCAUUUUGCUGAGAGUACUUGCUAUCUCAGAGGAAAGGCCAGAGCACAGAGGGCAGUCAGUGAGAAAUGAAAGGUGGUUACAAGCGGUAGAGUAGGAGACAGAAAUCCUGACAGGGAAAGGCCUACAACUACAAGGCUACUAGCUAGGCUAUCACUCAUCUCACCUCUCUCUCUGUAGGCUGUGAAAACUGAAAAUAUAGAGAGGCAGGCUCGUAGGGCAUGUUCAAAAGGACACAAGAUCUUCUUUGUGGUACAGUAGUAGAUGAAACUCCAAGGGGGAUUCGAUUUGCCAGUGUGGGAGAAGACAAACAGGAAACGAAGCAACAUCCUAUCAUAUGGUGAGGGGAGUUCUUGGAGGAUGGCAAAUGAUCAUGAUAGAGCAGUACCGCACAACCAAGCAGUUGCAUAUGGAAUCCAAGGCCAUGCUGUUCUUGCUGCACCACCUGCCAACUUCCUCUUCCUCUCACUGGAUUACACCUCCUCUCGCAAUCCAAAUAGUUUCUUAAUGCCUAAGGCCUGGAUCCUGGAGUUGCAACCUGCAGCUGCUGCCUACUUUGGUGAGUUGGAGAAGGCCCUUAUCCAUGGCAGCAGUGCUGGUGCUGGUGUCGAUCCUGGCAUGAUCCAAAGUGAUGCGUACAAAGAGUCAGCAGGAUAUCUUGCAGCUAGGCCCCCCACACUGGAGAUCUUCCCUUCAUGGCCAAUGAGUCAUCUACAGGAUCCAUACAGUCAGAAUUCGCAGUCAGUAGGGAGCACCACUGACUCGAGCUCAGCUCAGAACACAAUGUCACAGGCCGAGUUGGUGUCCCCAGUAAGCAUGAGGUCCGACUCUGGGCAGGAACAGCAACAACAGGAGGUAUUGAUGGUGACCAUUGAUGAUUACAACUACAAACAAGGACUUGGAGCAGCAAUAGCUACUGCACCAAGCUUUCAGCAACAUGCAGGAGGCCUAGACAUGAGGAAGCAUGGAUCCAUAAGAAAAGACGGAAAACUGUUAGAUGCCAAGACUGAAAGGAGAUUGGCUCAGAACAGAGAAGCUGCAAGAAAGAGCAGGCUGAGGAAAAAGGCAUAUGUGCAGCAACUUGAGACAAGUCGCAUUAGGCUUCAGCAAAUCGAACAAGAGCUUCAGAGAGCACGCUCACAGGGCUCGUUUCCUGGAGGAUCCAGUGCACCUGGAGAUAUGAGUUCGGGUGCCGUAAUGUUUGACAUGGAGUACACCCGAUGGCUAGACGACGACAGCAAAUACAUGGCAGAGCUUCAGGGCGCGCUACAGGCCCAACUCCCCGACGGAAACCUUGGCGCCAUCGUUGAAGAAUGCAUGCGCCACUACGACGAACUGUUCCACAUUAGGGCCGUGCUUGCCGGCUCCGAUGUGUUCCACCUGAUGACCGGCAUGUGGGCGGCGCCGGCCGAGCGGUGCUUCCUCUGGAUGGCCGGUUUCCGGCCUUCAGAAAUUCUCAAAAUGCUGAUACCUCAGCUUGAUCCACUGACGGAGCAGCAGCUGAUGGGGAUGUGCAGCCUGCAGCAGUCGUCGGAGCAGACAGAGGAGGCGCUCGCGCAGGGGCUUCAGCAACUGCACCAGUCACUGGCCGAUGCGGUGGGCGCCGGUCCUCUCAACGACGGUGCAGACGUCGCCAACUACACCGGCCUCAUGGCCCUAGCUCUUGGCAGGCUCGAGAACCUCGAGAGCUUUUAUCGGCAGGCUGAUAAUCUGAGGCAGGAAACCCUGCAUCACAUGCGGCGUAUUCUCACAACUAGGCAGACAGCCCGGUGUUUCCUAUCCAUUGGAGAGUAUCAUCGCCGUCUUCGUGCUCUCAGCUCCCUCUGGGCUUCACGUCCUCACGAAAACUUCACCGCGACAGAGAAUGCCAGCCCGACAGGAACUGAAUUCCAGGUUAUUCAGCAAUCUCAGCAAAAUCAAUUCUCCGGGUUUUGACGCCUGUCCAGGAGGGUACAAAUUCUGCCAGCAGCGAGGUGAGAGCGAGAGCGAGAGCGAGAGAAAUGGAGCGAAUGUAAUGUUCUACCAUUAAGAUAUUGAGAAAGGAACACCACUAGGCAGAAAGUUGGGGCUUGAGGCGGCUCGAUCACUUGCUAUGUUCCAAUGGCUCUUGAAUUGAAUGAAGGGUUAGCUCUAAGCUUUUAAAGAAAAAACAUUAGUGCAAACAGCAAAGCAAAGAGACUGAGGAAAAGCUAAAGAGCCGUUGCGACAUGGAAAUUAUGUGCAUUGUUGUUCUUCAGUACUACCAAAAUUCGAUUGGGAAAUUAAUUAACAAAAUGU
Messenger RNA from Oryza brachyantha (malo sina), 3217 nucleotides. RefSeq names its product transcription factor TGAL5. Gene Ontology annotation, biological process: regulation of DNA-templated transcription; DNA-templated transcription. The coding region runs from base 1205 to 2875 and encodes 556 amino acids. The record is from RefSeq and is a predicted model, not a curated record. Lineage: Eukaryota; Viridiplantae; Streptophyta; Magnoliopsida; Poales; Poaceae. The transcript is spliced from 18 exons. Gene Ontology annotation, molecular function: sequence-specific DNA binding; DNA-binding transcription factor activity.